AUGAAGGCGAAGUUGAUGGUUGUGGUGGUGGGGAUGGCAUUUGUGGAGGUGGUGGUGGUGGUGGCGGCGGUGGUGGUUAAUGAGGAGGAGGUGAUGUUGGAGGUGGUGGUGGCGGAGGAUGAGGAGGAGGAGGAUGUGGUGGUUGUGGUAGUGGUGGUGGCAGUGGUUGUGGAGGUAGUAAAUGUGGUGGUGCAAGUGGUGGAAUUGGAUGUAAAAGUGGAGGUGGUGUUAUUUUUUUAA
Messenger RNA from Prunus armeniaca (apricot), 240 nucleotides. NCBI's taxonomy places the organism in Eukaryota, Viridiplantae, Streptophyta, Magnoliopsida, Rosales, Rosaceae. The record is from the annotation of a GenBank genome assembly.